This is a messenger RNA of Pyrus x bretschneideri (Chinese white pear), 4277 nucleotides long. RefSeq names its product kinesin-like protein KIN-14B. The record is from RefSeq and is a predicted model, not a curated record. Gene Ontology annotation, molecular function: microtubule binding; microtubule motor activity; ATP binding. Gene Ontology annotation, biological process: microtubule-based movement. NCBI's taxonomy places the organism in Eukaryota, Viridiplantae, Streptophyta, Magnoliopsida, Rosales, Rosaceae.
GAAAAAAGAAAAUACAAAAGAAAAUGGCAGAAAUUAGAUGAUCUCUAUUUUCUAGGUCCACAGAGCCCAAAGCCAUAGCCAGAGAAGCAAUUUCGGCUUCUUUUGGGGUUUGAAAAUUGGGUUUCCAGUUUUGGAGGCUAGGUUUUUCUGGGGGAACGACUACGACGGCAAUGGCGGAGCAGAGGAACAACAAAAACAGGUGGAACUGGGAGGUCAGUGGCUUCGAGCCAAGGAAGUUGUCUUCUUCGUCGUCGUCGGCUGCGGAUGCAGCGGCGUCCAGCUUCGACCAUCACGACGAUUACAAGCCCGGUGCGCCGCUAGUUAGGCGAUACUCGAUCUCGGCUGCGUCGGCUUUGGCUCAGUCUGAGCUCGCCAACUCCAACUCCAACAACCAGGCUGUGGCUUCCAAGCUCCAGAAGCUCAAGGAUAAAGUUAAGCUUGCUAAAGAAGAUUACUUGGAGUUGAGACAAGAAGCAAGUGAGUUGCACGAAUACUCGAAUGCGAAACUCGAACGAGCUACACGUUAUCUUGGCGUUCUUGCGAACAAAACCCGAAAACUAGAUCAGUUUGCUCUUGAAACCGAGGCCAGAAUUUCUCCGCUCAUCAAUGAGAAGAGAAGGUUGUUCAAUGACUUAUUGACAGCCAAAGGAAACAUAAAGGUAUUUUGUCGUACAAGACCGUUAUUUGAGGAUGAAGGUUCCUCAAUUGUGGAGUAUCCUGAUGAUUACAAUAUCCGUGUCAAUACUGGUGAUGGUGCCCUGUCCAACCCCAAGAAGGAUUUUGAACUUGACAGAGUUUAUGGACCUCAUGUUGGACAGGCUGAACUUUUCCAUGAUGUUCAACCACUGGUACAAUCAGCAUUGGAUGGAUAUAAUGUUUCCAUAUUUGCAUAUGGACAAACCAACUCAGGAAAGACACACACUAUGGAAGGAUCUAGCCAUGAUCGUGGUUUAUAUGCUCGGUCUUUCGAGGAACUAUUUGAUUUAUCCAACUCUGAUUCCACUUCUACUUCAAGAUUUAAAUUCUCCGUUACAGUUUCUGAGCUCUACAACGAACAGAUGAGGGAUUUACUCCCAGAAUCAGGAGAUGCUCUACCAAAGAUUCGAAUGGGAUCACCAGAAUCCUUUGUAGAACUUGUGCAGGAAAAAGUUGACAACCCACUGGACUUCUCUAAAGUAUUAAAAUCUGCAUUUCAGAGCCGAGGAAAUAAUCCAUCAAAGUUCAAUGUUUCUCAUUUGAUCGUCACGAUACAUAUAUAUUAUAACAAUUUGAUCACUGGAGAAAACACCUACAGCAAGCUUUCUCUAGUUGACUUGGCUGGAAGUGAAGGAUUAAUUGCCGAAGAUGAUAGCAGUGAGCGCGUUACAGACUUGCUGCAUGUCAUGAAGUCACUUUCUGCGUUGGGAGAUGUGUUGUCUUCUUUGACUUCAAAAAAGGAUGCUAUACCUUAUGAAAAUUCAAUGCUUACCAAAGUACUUGCAGACUCACUAGGUGGAAGUUCAAAAACUCUGAUGAUUGUUAACGUCGUUCCAAAUGCUUCGAAUUUGUCGGAGACAUUAUCAUCUCUCAAUUUCUCUUCUAGAGCUCGAAAUGCUGUUCUAAGCCUUGGGAAUCGAGAUACGAUAAAGAAAUGGAGAGAUAUUGCAAAUGAUGCACGUAAGGAGUUAUAUGAAAAGGAAAAAGAAAGUCAAGAUCUGAAACAAGAGGUUUUGGGACUUAAACAAGCACUCAAGGAUUCAAAUGAUCAGUGUGUUCUGCUCUUCAAUGAAGUGCAGAAGGCAUGGAAAGUAUCGGAUAUGUUACAGUCAGAUUUAAAGGCAGAGAAUAUGAUGCUUGCAGAUAAGCAGAAGAUAGAAAAGGAGCAAAAUGCACAGCUUAGGAAUCAAGUAGCUCAGCUGUUACAGUUGGAGCAAGACCAGAGAGUGCAGCUUGAACAACGAGAUUCUACAAUUCAGGCCUUGCAGGCCAAAAUUAAAAGCAUCGAGUCCAAACUCAGUGAAACCCUCCAUUCCACUGAAGAUCGGUCACCAUUAGUCUCUGAUCCAGGGUCUGGAAUUCUAUCAAAUUCCAAGGCAAUGGGGGACGGCAUGGAUUCUCCUCCAGUAACUAAGAAAUUGGAAGAAGAGCUUAAAAAACGUGACGCAUUAAUAGAGAGGUUGCAUGAAGAAAAUGAAAAGUUAUUUGAUAGAUUGACAGAGAAAACAUCUUUGGCUGGCUCACCAAAGUUGUCAAGUCCAUCAUCCAAAGGGCCGCUAAAUUUUCAGUCUCGGGACCUUGUGAGGAAUGAUAGUAGAGGACACUCGAUGGAUGUUGUUCCUUCAUCACUGGCAGCUGCUGCAGAUAGGACCGAGGGUACUGUUGCUUUGGUGAAAACAGGUGUGGAGAAAGUCAAAACAACGCCGGCAGGAGAAUAUCUUACAUCUGCCUUGAAUGACUUUGAUCCUGAACAGCAUGACAGCCUUGCUGCCAUUUCGGAUGGAGCAAAUAAGCUUUUGAUGCUGGUUCUGGCUGCAGUAAUUAAAGCAGGGGCUUCUAGGGAGCAUGAAAUACUUGCUGAAAUAAGAGAUGCUGUUUUCUCUUUUAUUCGUAAAAUGGAACCACAGAGGGUAAUGGACACCAUGCUUGUAUCCCGUGUUAGAAUUUUGUAUAUUAGAUCGUUGCUUGCUAGAUCACCAGAGCUGCAGUCCAUCAAGGUUUCUCCGGUUGAAAGUUUUCUAGAGAAGGUUAAUACUGGACGUAGUAGAAGUUCCAGCCGGGGUAACAGCCCUGGAAGAUCUCCUGUGCGCUAUGUUGAUGAGCAUAUCCAAGUUAAAGUGAACCUUAAGCCAGAAAAGAAGUCAAAGUUUUCAUCAGUUGUAUCAAAGAUACGAGGACUUGAUCAGGAUACUCCAAGGCAGCAGGUAACUGCUGGAAAGCUUAAGGAAAUAAAUGAAGAAGCAAAAAGUUUUGCAGUUGCAAACAAAGCUCUUGCAGCUCUGUUUGUGCAUACACCAGCUGGUGAGCUCCAGCGCCAACUUAGAUCCUGGCUUGCAGAAAAUUUUGACUUUCUCUCUGUUACUGGAGAGGAUGCAUCAGGAGGGACAACUGGUCAGUUGGAGCUCCUUUCAACUGCAAUCAUGGAUGGUUGGAUGGCUGGACUUGGUGCUGCAGUGCCUCCUAAUACAGAUGCUCUUGGCCAACUUCUAUCCGAGUAUUCAAAGCGGGUCUACAGUUCUCAAUUGCAGCACUUGAAGGAUAUUGCUGGUACAUUGGCAUCAGAAGGGGCAGAAGAUACUGCACAGGUUGCAAAACUGCGAUCAGCUCUCGAGUCUGUUGAUCACAAAAGGAGAAAGAUUUUGCAACAAAUAAGAAGUGAUGUAGCCUUGUUGACAUUGGAAGAUGGUGGUCCACCUAUUCAAAAUCCUUCCACUGCUGGUGAAGAUGCACGAUUAGCAUCUCUCAUUUCCCUCGAUGGCAUAUUGAAACAAGUCAAGGAUUUAAUAGGACAAUCGUCUGUAAGCACCUUAAGCAAGAACAAAAAGAAACUAAUGCUUGCAUCUCUAGACGAACUUGCUGAACGGAUGCCUUCUCUUCUGGACAUUGAUCAUCCUUGUGCACAAAGACAAAUUGCUGAUGCUCGUCAUCUAAUCCAGUCUAUUCCUGAAGAAGAUGAUCUUCAAGAGCAAUCUCAUGCUCGCAAACCAUCUACAGAUUUCGUGGGGGUUAAUACUGAAACCGAUGUGGCGCAGUGGAAUGUCCUGCAGUUCAAUACAGGCUCCACGACCCCAUUUAUCAUCAAGUGUGGAGCAAACUCAAGUUCAGAACUGGUCAUUAAAGCAGAUGCCAAGAUUCAAGAACCUAAAGGUGGUGAGGUUGUCAGGGUCGUCCCAAGACCAUCUGUUCUGGAAAGUAUGAGCUUGGAGGAGAUGAAACAUGUAUUCUCCCAACUCCCUGAGGCUCUAAGCUUGCUUGCCUUGGCAAGGACUGCCGAUGGAACACGAGCUCGGUAUUCUAGGCUGUACAGGACUUUAGCCAUGAAAGUUCCGUCUCUGAGGGAUUUAGUCGGCGAACUUGAAAAGGGGGGAGUCCUAAAAGAUGUGAGGUCAUGAAAUGUAGAAAUCUGUUGGGACCUCCAUCGUUUGUGUUGUUUCGGAUGUAUGUAUGAAACAAAUACUAUCAUUCUGAGGUGUCAAAACAAUUCGUAUUGUGAUUUGUAAUCUGUUGAUUCGUGUUGUGGUGUGUAUACAGGCAUGUCAGUGAUUGGCUCACUAACAUAUUACCGACUCUCUAUUUCUUCA